CCUAAUAGCAAGAAUUUGCCUUCAUUUGUUUGUGUAGCCACUCCUUAGAUUAUUGUUGUGCCAAUACAUAAGAAACAUUCUCCUGAGGGUGAAUAUAUAUCCCACUACACACUAUAUUCUUAGCCAUCAUGAGCACCAAGGACUGCGGCAACCACGACGAGAAGAACCGUCAGUUCCUCCGCUGCCUAUUCGCGGCGAUCCUCGGCUCCAUCCUCCUCCUCAUCUUCCUCAUCUGGAUCAUCCUCCGCCCCACCAAACCCCUCUUCAUCCUCCAAGACGCCACCGUCUACGCCUUCAACCUCUCCUCCUCCGGCUCCGGCCCCACCCCUUCCCCCAUCAAUCCAACCCCCAACACCCUCACCCUCACCUUGCAAGUCACCCUCGCUUCCUUCAACCCCAACCACCGCAUCGGAGUCAUCUACACCAAACUUGACACCUACUCCGCCUACCGCGGCCAGCAGCUCUCCAUCGCCACCUCCCUCCCCGCCACCUACCAGGGCCACCGAGAAACCGCCGUCUGGUCCCCCUACCUCUACGCCUCCGCCGCCCCCGUCUCCUCUUUCACUCUCCAGAUCCUCCAGCAGGACAGAACCUCCGGAGGAAUUCUGGUUAACGUCAAAGUCAGCGGAAGAGUGAAGUGGAAGGUUGGAACUUGGGUUUCCGGAAAUUACCAUAUUAAUGUCAACUGUCCGGCAUACCUCAGGGUCGCCAGCGAUCGGGACGACGCCGUUGGAUUCGCCGGUCCCGCCAUCAAGUUUCAGCUUUCACAAAGUUGCAUUGUUGAUGUCUAGUUUAGUAAUUAUUCAACCACUAAUCAUAUGUUACCAACCUUUUGUUUUAAAAGUCUGAUGAAUAUCUCUUAUUUCUUUUUA
Molecule: messenger RNA, 872 nt
Organism: Glycine soja
Lineage: Eukaryota; Viridiplantae; Streptophyta; Magnoliopsida; Fabales; Fabaceae
Product: NDR1/HIN1-like protein 1
Exons: 1
Coding region: 129-791 (220 amino acids)
Biological process (GO): defense response to other organism
Source: RefSeq, a predicted model, not a curated record